CUUUUCAACAAAGAUGAUUAUUUAGUAGUUUGUUUUUCAUAAUCAUUUUGUACAUUAAAUAAUUAAGUUUACAUUAUAAAAAUCGAUGCAUAUGCAGCCAAACGAAGUAACAAUCAUACAUGGUUUUGACUUUUUAAUGAUAUGAAUAAUAGCCCGUUCGGGUCAGAAUGUUAAUCAUUUAGCUUCCUAUAUAACCGUAGCUUUAAUAAAUUUUAAAUCUAUUAAAUUUUCAUUUCUGUAACCCUUCUAGACAAGAGUUGCUUUGCUUCUCUGACUCCUCAUGACGGAAUGGAUGCGUCAGAAUAUGUAUAAAUGAACCUACUUGAUGCAAAAGAGCAACUAUAGAACAGUUGAAGCAUGUAAUGAUCAAUGAACAAGCAUCUGCAGGUACUGCCAAUGAACUUGCAGCAAGAUUAAGCAGUAAAGUUAGAUAUUACCUCUGGUUACAUGAUGAUUUAUUGUGAAUGUCCUGUAUGUAAAAGAAAGACAAUAGUAAACUUCUAUUUAACAAAAAGAAUUCAAAGAAAAUAACUUGUUAACAGAUGAUGAAUUCAGGAAGUCGAGAUGCCUAGUUUCCACUAAAUUUCAGAAAUGAAGAACAAUUUUUCAU
Messenger RNA from Rubroshorea leprosula, 610 nucleotides. NCBI's taxonomy places the organism in Eukaryota, Viridiplantae, Streptophyta, Magnoliopsida, Malvales, Dipterocarpaceae. The record is from the annotation of a GenBank genome assembly.